Messenger RNA from Athalia rosae (coleseed sawfly), 5136 nucleotides. RefSeq lists its product as uncharacterized. The transcript is spliced from 4 exons. The coding region runs from base 760 to 2646 and encodes 628 amino acids. Lineage: Eukaryota; Metazoa; Arthropoda; Insecta; Hymenoptera; Athaliidae. The record is from RefSeq and is a predicted model, not a curated record.
AGCUACCAUCCUUCGAUUCUCGGCCAUGUUGGACGGGUUGGACGCAGCGUUGACCGAAGACCCUGUAACUGGACCAAGCUUUCGUUCCUCUUGUGGCUUUAGCUCGGAUCAGCAGCUUCGAUUUUCAUGUCCUUUGACUUGAUCCUGGGCGUCAAAAGCAGGCCGCCAAACUGCAUUCAACAGAAGUCUUGCUAGGAAGAGGACCGUGAAUGCAAGUGUCGGAUUUUCAUUUGCAUCACAAAGUGGUAUCGGACUGCGCAUCCUCGUCAAAAAUAAUAACAAAGAGGGCUAAAGGAUCCUUCGUGACGACCCGGAAUCGUUUAUAGUGAUGUAUUCGUGCGUUGAUUCGUGUUGGUCUAGUUAAAGUAAGUAGAGCAAUCCUUUGGGAUAUUACCAGGAGAUACAAGUUCGAAGUUUGACAGUACCUCGGUUGCUCGCGUUGGGCCCCGCAAGUUCCAUAUCCCUGUAAUUUUCAAUUCACGCGAAAUUAAAUCACCUUCAGGAUAAGCGUCUCGACGUUAGCCCGCGCCGUUGGGUUAUGUCAAUUCGUACGAGCCUUGAGCUCAUCCUCGGCAUCAAUUCGUCCGCCGAUCGUCGAAUCUCAUCUAUUUCGAGCUCUAAGGACAGAAGGGUAUUCGAAUACCCGAGUGAUUUCGGGGUUAUGUUAACACCCUGCACCAACAGCUCUGGAUCUGGCUCUAGCUCCGUCUCUGGUUCUGGAGCAGAGAGAUCAAGGACAACGUUCCCAUAGCUGCAGACAUGAUAGUCCGACAAGGUGAAGGUAGUGGAGUGAUAAAAUCCCGUCGAAAUGGUGCUAGGCUUUUCAAAGAUCCGCCACAACCUCACAUGUGUAUACAGGAUUAUAUACAGGGAUCGUGGAACCCAUGUUAUGUGAAUGUGCUGUCCUGGGGAAAAAUUGCUAUGCCACAUCACCCUUCUCAGCCUGUUCCCCUUUGGGGUGGCAUGAAAAUUCCUCCACCACGAACGGAGAAACCUCAGUGUGCCGUCUUUGCCGUUAUGGUCAAUCCUGUGAUUCUACGUCGGAAUGGAAAAAAUGCAGAAGACCCUCAGGAGCGUUCAGUUUUGAUCGAUCUGCUUCUAGACUUUGUUGAAGCAAUGAACGAGGGUGUCGUAUUUACGCGGUGCUACACAGUUUUGAAAGAUAGAGAUAUAACCGGGGAAUUGAAAGAAGUUUGGAUGGCAGUGCAGAUGAAGCGAGAUCGAGAGCAAGAAUCGCAGCAGGAAACUUGGAUCGAUGUUCAGCCACCAGCACCUCAAUACUCACAGUUUGAAAUGGCGCGAGAUUACUCGUAUCAGCUUAGCAACGAGCAAAUUCACAGUGCCAGGUAUCAGUCGGGUCAUAUAGUCACUCAACAGUAUCACGCCAACGUUCAGCCUCAAAUCGCUCCGGAUCAAUAUAACUACGGAGACAGAGGACGACAGCAGAAUUCUCCGCAAAAUCAGGCUCAGCAAAAUUGCCCUGCCUAUCCUACACCCCAAUAUCAGUUCCAGCAACUGCCGAGACAGUUGCUACCUCAGUAUGUUAACUCAAAUGUUCACCCUAAUGUUGCUCAAAAUGUAAACCCAAGUUACCCCAAUCCAAGCCUCGUGAAUUCGAACGUUAAUCCUAAUAUUCCUGGACAUUAUCAGCAGUACAUAGCCUUACAACAACAAAUGACCGGACCACGACAAAUCGACAAUGCUAUGCAUGCAGUCAGAGGCGUUCACUCAGAAUUACACCUCCAGGGACACGUCACCCACAUGCAAUCUAAGGCGCAGUACGAACAGAGCAUGGCACAGCUUACAUCGCAAAUGAAUUUGAGGCUUGGAAGACCUCACAUGGGAGUGACACAGAAAAGUAACGCUAACAAAUGGCAGAGAAAGUCAUCGUUAAACCCAAAGCAGCCAAAUGCGACAGCGGCAAAACAGUAUGAAGAGAGUGAAGAUGAUGGUUGGCUGAUAAUGAACAAAAUCUCUCGUGUAAGGAAAGUAUCGAAAGACCAGGGGACAUCGGAAAAGCAGAGCACUGGGCAAUCGUUACCCUCAAAAACUAAGGAUGUGAAGGAAGAAUCCGGCGUCGAAGAUAGUGAAUUUAAAAAUAUCCAGGUAACGGAUUUGGAUGAGGACGAAAUCAGGGGCGAUGAUUCCGCUGAUAAAAAACCUACAGGCUUCACGGAGACACGAAGUAUCGAAACAGCAAAAGAACACGGCGAAUCAAGCGCACAUCAUGCACUUGAGCGAGAAGGUUCGCAAGUAAGAUCGACGAAUAAAAUCGGACAACAGAUACCGAAUUCUUCGGACCAUAUAGCUGACCUUCAAACGGACUUGCCGCCCGAGGGUAGCGAGUACAAUACUCCAAACCAGAAUGCGAGUAUUAAAAAAGGAAAGAUGCAAAUAUUGGUUUUGAAAAGGAAUUCUCCUAAAUCGAAUAAUAACGACACGAACAAGGCUGCGGCAGCCACUGGUGAAGAGAAAUCUGUCAACCAAAUGAAAAACAACGAUAGAUCGACCGACAGUGACGCCAUUUAUCAAGGAUAUGCAAUAUUGAGAAAAGGCGAAACAAAGCAGGACGACAUGAUACGCAAAUUGGCUCAAAUUAUUACUGACUGCAAAGAAACGACUGAAGCUAGCACCGUACACUCGUGAUAGCAUGACUAGACAAGUGUGAAGAAAUGUAACGCCAAGUAAGAAGUGAGUCAGUGUGUAAAUACAUAUUCUUAAGAUCAAUUGUAUAAGACCUUAGUGCUUAACCCGAUUAUAUCCUUCAUCGUAUUACUAUCAGUUUGUUAUAAUGAAAUUAACCGACAAUUUUGGUGAAGAAGCAAAGCCGAGAAUUGAAAGCAAUAGAUAGUUUUAGAAACGGAAUUCCGGAACGUCGAUAGACGAUAUUUUUGGUGCGUUUUUAGAGAAUAAAAACGGAAAACAGUAUAUUGAUCGAUGACAAGAAUGAAUUAAAAUGAAAUUAAAAAUGAAACGUAAAAGAAAUGCAAAAAAAAUCGAACGAACAUUGAAAAGAUACAUAAAAACCAUAGAUAUAUUGAACUGAACAAAAAAAAAAAAAAACAUGAAAAAGAAGUAACGAAGUCUGAUAGUAUAAAUAGGACUUGAUUUUAAGGAUUCAUCAUCUAUCAACUAGCAAUUAACUGAAUAAUUUACUUGAAGUGUAUUUACUUUGGUACAAUUAUUAAAAUCAGUCAAACGUGUGUGGGUUUGCAAAACGUGAAUAAUAAUGUUAAGUAUAUAUGUCAUAGACAAACAAAUAAGGAUGCAGUAUUUAUAUGUCGAUGUUAAGCCACUUACAGUUCUACGUACAUUUUAAAAAAAAUUUAAAAAAAAAAUAAAAAAAACGAUUAAAACUGAUCUUUGGAAGAGUGUUCUUAAACUUUUUCUCACGGCUAUAAGCGAUAAAUAUCUAUUUACUAAUAAAGUGAAAAUAAUCAAUAGUAAUGAUAAUUCAACAGUCAAUGGAAGCGAUAUUACUAUACUGAAUCACUUCUUACGCAAUGUUUGAACCAGAUUUAUACAUAAAAAUUAAAACACUCCAGUACGAAUAGUAUAAUAAUUAAUUACCGAACCAUUGCCAUGUGUAUGCAUAGACCCUGUUAUUCCACAUACCUACAUGUUACGAUACCUACUAUUAGGCAUCUGUAGAAGGCCCCACUCUUGAGCAUUGUUUUGAUCUCACAUUCGAGUAUUCGCCGAAUACCGAUGGUGAGAGAAUUUUCGAUGUAUCAGCGUCGGUUGAUAUGUUACUGCGAAACAGCGAAAUCUGGCGAAUGUCACAUUCAAAUAGUCGCUUAGUGUAUUGUCUAAUUUCGGUCAUUCGCGGUAGCAGAUACACGGAAUCUUACCUGACGUGUGGUGGAAAAACUAGGUAACCCGCAGACCUCUGCCUAUUACCCAUAGUUUAGAAUUUAACUAGUUUAUAAGUCGCAACGAUAACAAGCCGCAACAUUGAACAGGAAUAAGACAAGGUAUCAUCAUUAUUCAACGCUGAUAAUGAACUGUAAUCUGAUUAUUAUCAUUGUUAAUAUCGAUGAUCAAUGAACGCACUUGAUAUUAGCGAAUGUGGAGAAGCGAGAUUAAUUAUAGCUGGUAUAAUUUUAUUUAUUCUAUACAUACAUGUACCUAUAUUAAUCAUACAUACUUAUACGUGUGCUCACCGAACACGUUCCGUAAAUUGUGAUGAUUAUUGAUUAAUAAUAAUUAUUAUCCAUAAAAAUAUGAUGAUUGUAAUUAAAAGUGCAUCAACCAUUGUUCCCUGGUUAUCUAGAACGUGCACUUUGCUCUUCGUUUCAAGUGAACACUGUAGUUGCAAAUUCCGAGUUAGAUUUCUCCCUUCUAAAUACAAAGAGACUUUGGAGCAGUUAUUCCGACAUUCUGACGGAGAAACUAGAAAUUCAAACAGCGGUAUAACUGCUAAUCUAAAACCCAUUAAGGAACAAUAUUCCCAUCACACCCCUAGAUUCAUGUUCUUGCAACUUUUCCCUCCAGUUCCAUUUUAUUUUCAACUGUAAUGUGUGGAAGAAAGUUGAGUGUAUUCAUCUUAUUGUUAAUUUCAAACUCUAUUCUUUCAACUGGAAGAGCUUCAAAUCUUCAGCGAUAUCGAUAAAUUAUAAUUACAGUCGAUUUCAACUUCCUCGCACAAUGGUACAUUCUAACUAUUCUCUCCAUUGCGGUGUUAAAAAACUAGCCAGAAUUAUGCUUAAUAUCUUUCGUUAAUUUCAAUUAUUAUUUUUUUCUUUACUUUCCUCUACUCGUGAUGAAUAAUUCCCCCAUUCCGCAAUCCUAUUCUUUCCGUCUAAUCUUGUUACAUUUACGAAGAAUUAUAAUAGACUCACUUUUUAUUUCACCCGAGAUAUUCGCUGACGAAAUGAAUAAUCGUCACUAUUAUUGUUAUUAUUAUUAUUAUCAUUAUUAUUAUUAAUAUUAAUAUUAAUAUUAAUAUUUUGUCUAUAUCAGAGACUCACGUGCCUACGCUAGGUAUACAUUUUAAUGGUAGCUCACGCCGGGUGCUUCUUCGUUUAUAAUUAUUGUGUCAUCUUGAAGAUCUCAGUAUGGCGAGAAUCUGCGAACAUAGUUAUAAUAAAACAGACAUUAUGAAAGAAUAAAAAAUCAUACGCAUUUCAAACUUCA